AUGAUCAAGAAACCCUCACACAGUCUACGCAAACAACACAAAUGGCUGAGGGAGUCUAAUUCAAUACAGUCAGACAGAAACUUGGUCCUGCAGGUCCUGACACAGGACAAGGAAAACGUGUCGCCUCCCCAUCCUCCUCCUGUUGCAUCGACAAAUGCAUUUGGGAUCCAGGAAAAACUAAUAGAAAAGCUGACUCGACAGACAGAACUGUUGCUGGAAAGGUAUAAUCAGUAUAAAGUUGCGAAGUUAGAACGACCGGAUUUGGAUUAUUCGAUAAAUAAAUUAAGCAUAGAAAUUGAAACUUUGAAAUCCAAAUUGAAAGGUACUGCUACUAUACCUGAUAGGGGAGCGGAAGUAUCAGUGCCUUCUUUACCAACUCUACCACCCCCACUUUCGCAUUCAGAUUCCUUGAUUGAUCAUAUCAUUGAACAUGAGCAAGAUAUCAAUGAUCCCGAUGAAAUUGACCCAUUCCAAUAUGAUAUGGGCGGUUCAAUGGUUUCUAAACCUAUAAAUGAACGAGUUCAGGAGAAAAAUGAAUCAAAAACUUCUUCUCAGGAAGAAACUGACCUGGAAUUCUUUGACACACUAGAUAAUGAGGAAGUGGUAGAGGAUUCAGGUGCUGAUUUUGAACAGGAAAAAGAAGAAGAGGAUGAAGACCUUGACAUUCAGGUCAUACAAUCGUCGUCGCCGACUAAACGUACAACAAAUAAUGGAAAUAGAUGGGAUAAUGAGAAGAUAAAUAAUUUAUUUCAGAUCAGCGAUGAUGAUGACGACGAUAUCGAGGUCUUAAAUGAUGAUGACAAUGACUCUGAAGAUAAAUUCGACGACGAAAGGGAGAAUCAAACGCAAUUACAAAUGAUUGAAGAGUUUGAUCAGGAUUUGGAAAUUAUAACUGAAAGAAAAUUGACUGAUAUGCGUGAACAGGGACAACGAGAUAUUGAAGAAAUUCUGGAUGACGAUGAUCUCAUACUCUCACACUCCAUUCAGAACAAUUUCCCUUGGACACCAGAAGUGGACUAUAGAUUGCAUCACACUUUUAAAUUACCUGGGUUUAGACCAAAUCAAUUGGAGGCAAUAAACUCAACUUUGUCAGGAAAAGAUGUCUUUGUACUGAUGCCUACCGGUGGUGGUAAAUCCUUAUGUUAUCAAUUACCAGCUGUCGUCAAAUCGGGUAGAACUAAAGGAACCACAAUAGUAAUCUCACCUCUGAUUUCAUUGAUGCAAGAUCAAGUAGCACACUUACUGGAUUUAAAUAUCAAGGCAAGUAUGAUCAGUUCCAAAGGAACAACGCAACAAAGGAAACAAACGUUCAAUUUAUUUGUCAAGGGAUUGUUAGAUCUAAUAUACAUAUCUCCUGAAAUGAUAAGUGCAUCCAAGCAAUGCAAAAGGGCGAUCCAAACGUUAUAUCAACAGGGGAAACUAGCUAGAAUAGUGGUAGAUGAAGCACAUUGUGUCUCUAGUUGGGGUCACGAUUUUAGACCAGAUUACAAACAACUAAAUUUCUUCAAAAAUGAAUAUCCAAAUAUACCGAUGAUGGCUCUUACAGCCACUGCAAAUGAGCAUGUUAGAAAGGAUAUCAUUCAAAAUUUACAGUUAAGGUCUCCUCUUUUUCUAAAACAAAGUUUCAAUAGAAUAAAUCUGUUUUAUGAAGUGCGCAAAAAGACAAAAGAUUGCAUGGUGGAGAUUGCUGAUGCCAUUAAAUUCCAAUUUACGGGGCAGUCGGGAAUCAUAUACUGUCAUUCCAAAAAUUCAUGUGAACAAGUUUCUGCAUAUUUACAAAGUAAACAAAUUAGAAGUGGAUUCUAUCAUGCAGGUAUGGACGCGAAUGAAAGAUUAAUGAUUCAACAAGAUUGGCAGGCAAAUAAACUUCAAGUUAUAUGUGCCACUGUGGCAUUUGGUAUGGGUAUUGAUAAACCUGAUGUAAGGUUUGUAUAUCACUUCACUGUCCCACGUACUCUAGAGGGCUACUAUCAAGAGACAGGACGUGCCGGUAGAGAUGGUAAGCCUUCAUAUUGUAUUACUUAUUACUCCUUUAAGGAUGUAAGAACUAUACAGAAAAUGAUUCAAAGAGACAAGGAUCUUGAUAGGGCGAAUAAGGAAAAGCAUUUUGAUAAGUUACAACAAGUAAUGUCUUAUUGUGAUAACAUUCAUGAGUGUCGGAGGAAAUUAGUUCUUUCAUAUUUUAAUGAAGCCUUCGAUCCUGUUGCAUGUGAUAAGAACUGCGAUAAUUGUAGAAAUAAUAGAGAUGUGAUUACUAAGGAUGAAGACAUUACAGAAGUUACCAAGAAUAUAAUAGAGUUAGUGGAAUCAGUACAAAGUGAACAAGUUACAAUGAUAUAUUGCCAAGAUAUCUUUAAGGGAUCUCGAAACGCCAAGAUUGUCCAAGCUGGCCAUGAUACUAUUAGUCAACAUGGAGCUGGUAAAUAUUUAGAUAAGGCUGAUAUGGAAAGAAUAUUUUUCCAUCUAAUAACGCUACAGGUGUUACAAGAAUAUGCUGUAACAAAUAAUAGUGGAUACGCGACCAACUAUUUACAGCGUGGUCCCAAGGCUUGGAAUGUGUUGAAUGGUACUAUGAAAGUAACGAUGAAAUUCACUUCCCAUGCACCCAACCCGGUUGAUAAUGAUUCAGAGACAAGACCGUCAUCUAGGAAAGGAAAAAAGGACGAUACUACUAGUGAACCAGCAUUUAUAACAGUGCUAAAAGAACAAAGGGCUUUGGGGAUAGGAAUUCCAACGUCAGCGGUAACAUAUCGAAAAGUGAUUAAUGUUCAACAAACUACUGCAACCAGUUCAUAUAAUAACGAUUCCAGGUUCACUCGUUUUGAAAAUCCAACUGAAACAAAUGACAUCAUAAACCAAAUUAAAAGCGAUCAUUUAGCUCCUGUUGAAUUACCCACUAAGAGAAAACGUUCCACAUAUAGGAAAAGAUCAGGUAAAAGUCGUGGCCGAAAAAAUUAUAGAAGGUCUUAA
Molecule: messenger RNA, 2970 nt
Organism: Naumovozyma castellii
Lineage: Eukaryota; Fungi; Ascomycota; Saccharomycetes; Saccharomycetales; Saccharomycetaceae
Product: RecQ family ATP-dependent DNA helicase
Exons: 1
Coding region: 1-2970 (989 amino acids)
Source: RefSeq, a predicted model, not a curated record